Alligator mississippiensis (American alligator) is the source of this 2785-nucleotide messenger RNA. It is a transcript of the gene TEAD2, whose product is annotated as TEA domain transcription factor 2. Gene Ontology annotation, molecular function: DNA-binding transcription factor activity, RNA polymerase II-specific; RNA polymerase II cis-regulatory region sequence-specific DNA binding. The transcript is spliced from 13 exons. Gene Ontology annotation, biological process: hippo signaling; regulation of transcription by RNA polymerase II; embryonic organ development. Bases 705 to 1931 code for a protein of 408 amino acids. Gene Ontology annotation, cellular component: transcription regulator complex. The record is from RefSeq and is a predicted model, not a curated record. NCBI's taxonomy places the organism in Eukaryota, Metazoa, Chordata, Crocodylia, Alligatoridae.
AUAAUGAUUAUAAUAAUUUUAAAGUUACCAUUUUCGGGCCCCCUUUCUGUCCAGGUUGCCCAUGCCCGUGUCCGGCCCUGUAUGAGGUGAUACUUUUUCUGAUUGUUUUUGAGUCUGGGAUCAAGCAGUUUUGGUUGUACAGAGACAGGGUUUCUCUGGCAAACUUUACAAUUGUAGCUUCACAAGGAGGUGCUAGGACCCCUUUAACUUUCCAGUGAUGUGUGUUUGAAACUGCUGAUCUCAGCCAAAACUUAGGUGUGCAUGUAUGUGUGUGUGUACAAGCAUUGUUGUGUAUGAGUGAAUGUGUGUACUUGGUUUUGUGUGUACAUGUGUGAGCAAAUGUGUGAACACGUGUGUGUGAUAUGUGGAUGUUUGUGCAUGUGGAGCAUAGGGUAGAUUGAAAUUUCAGUUACCCAAUGAUCACAAGUUGAUUUACCAGUUGUACCUCACCUGGGGUUCAGUCCCCACAGUGUUGCAUAGGAGUUAUAUGAAUCAUGGCGGCUAGAAUUUUAAUUCAGCUCCCCGAAGGCCUUGAUUUUAGAUUCAUCCAAUCCUCUGCUUACCCCCUAGGGUGAUGGAUCACCCUUUACAAGCUUUGAGCAAGACAGGACCUGCUGGUCCCUCUAGCCACCACCAUUGAGCCAGGCAGGUGGGGUGAGGGGGACAGCCCCCCCAGCGGGACAGGGGAGCCUCCUGAAAAGGCAAUGGAGAAUGAGGCUGAGGGCGUCUGGAGCCCCGACAUUGAGCAGAGCUUCCAGGAAGCACUGGCUGUGUAUCCCCCCUGUGGGCGGCGCAAGAUUAUUCUGUCUGAUGAGGGCAAGAUGUACGGCCGCAAUGAGCUCAUCGCCCGGUACAUCAAGCUGCGGACGGGGAAAACCCGCACCCGGAAGCAGGUGUCCAGCCACAUCCAGGUCCUGGCACGGCGUAAGUCACGGGAGAUUCAGUCCAAGGUCAAGGCAAUGAAUGUGGACCAGGUGUCAAAGGACAAAGCCCUUCAGAGCAUAGCGGCCAUGUCCUCUGCCCAGCUCGUCUCUGCCACUGGCCUCCAAGACAAGUUAGGGGUCCCCAGUUUCACACACCGGUCCUUCCCACCCAGCCCUGGGUCCCCCGAGUUCUUCCAGUUCUGGCCAGGAGAUGCCGACCAGACCAGACCAAACCAGGAUGUUAAGCCAUACCCAGUCCCACCAGCUGCUGCAUCCCUUGCUGUGCCAGCAUGCCCCUUAGGUUUUGAGGUGCCCAUGCCCCCUGUGCCCAGCCCUGCUGUCUGGCCUGGCCACUGCAUUGGGUCCCCACACCUGUGCCUGGUCGAGUUUUCUGUGUUUGUGGAGCUGCCAGCUGAGCCCGAGACUUUCAAGCAGCACCUCUUCGUGCACAUUGGCUCAUCACCCCCACACCCUGCUGAUCCUCCACUGGAGGCUGUGGACGUGCGCCAGAUCUAUGACAAGUUCCCUGAGAAAACAGGGGGCCUGCGGGACCUGUAUGAACAGGGGCCAUCCAAUGCCUUCUUCCUUGUCAAGUUCUGGGCAGACCUGAGUGCCCCACUGCCCACAGAACCAGGUGCCUUCUAUGGAGUGAGCAGCAAGUACGAGGGACCUGAACCGCUGGCCAUCACCUGUGCCCACAAGGUUUGCUCCUUUGGCAAGCAGGUGGUCGAGAGGGUUGAGACAGAGCUGGGGCACCUCGAGGAUGGGCGCUAUGUCUUCCGGCUCCUGCGCUUCCCACUCUGCGAGUACCUGGUCAAUUUUGUGCACAAGCUGCAACAGCUGCCUGAGAAGUACAUGAUGGACAGUGUGCUAGAGAACUUCACUGUGCUGCAGGUGGUGAGAAACCGAGACUCCCAAGAGUUGCUGCUCUGCAUGGCCUUUGUUUUCGAGGUGUCAGCCAACAAGCGAGGGGCCCAGCACCAUGUGUACCGGCUGGUCAAGGACUGACCCCCAGCAGAACCCCACUCCCUUCCCAACUCUUACCAUGCCCCCCCCACCCUCCCCCCAGGCAGACCUGAGCCCCUUCCCUCUCAUCAUUCCCUUCUGCCAUGUCUACCCCAGGCAGACCUGAGUGCAGCACUGCCCACAGAACCAGGCACCUUCUGUGGGGUGAGCAGCAGGUAUGAGGGGCCUGAGCCACUGGUCAUUACCUGUGCCCAUGAGGCCUGCUCCUUUGGCAAGCAGGGGGUAGUCUGUGAGCUUGGGAAGGAUUUGGGGAAUGCGGGGUGGUGAUGCUCCUCAUGCUAAGCCAACGGGGGAGGAUCUUUUCAAGGGGUCAGCCUUGGGGGACACCCUGUCUGGGCCUCAAAUACUGUCCACCUAUUAUCCAUGACACCUGUGGGAGAAGCCUUGCUCACAUUUGGGGGCCUCAACAUGUCAUGGGAUAAAUCUUGGGGGUCAGCCCCUGAGUUGUUCCCCAGUGUGUGACAGGGGGGCAUGGCCCCAUUAACCUCUAGAAAGCAGUGGAAGCUCCUGUGGAGGUCCCAGAGACAGCUGGAGGCUCCUGCUGAGGAGUCUUAGGGGAGGUCACUCAGGGGGAGGGUCUGAGUGACCCCCUCUCUUUUUUUUUUUAAAGACACAGGUAAGAGAUAUUUUUGUACCAUAUAUUUAUACUGCUCCUUUAAGGGCAAAAGUCCCCUUUCCCCCCACAUGCAGGAGUUGGGUUGAUGGAUGAGGCAGCAACAUCUGCCCCCAUCACCCCCUCCCCUGCCAGCUGCCCACUGCAUGGGGGACCCAGCCCCACCCCCCAUGUUUGUGAACAGAGGACAUUUUUUGAUCGUUUAUAAAAUUAUUUUCCCAGA